AUGCAGCCAAAGCUGCUGCAGCUUCUUCAACUGCUGCUCCUGCUGCAUGUCAAGGGAGAGGCAGAGUGCUCGGCGACAGCUGACAGGCCGCUGCUGAGAGAUACCAGGCCGAAAGCGCAGCUAGCUGACCUCAUCGGUCUCGAGGAAGCAAAGGCGGUGCUGCGGGAGGCAGUUACAUUGCCGCUGCAGCUGGCGGAAGUCGGCAGCAUCUUUUGGCGCUCAGCCGAGCGGAGUGCCGUGUUGCUUUCCGGCCCGGAAGGGAUAGGAAAAAGAGCUGCGGCAGAAGCAGCGGCAGCAUUGGCCGGCGCCCGGGUGUUGCACCUGGCAGCAACUGAUGCCGUCAAAACAGACUUCUGCAGGACAGCAACAAGCACACAGGCUUCUGCUUUCCAGAAGCCUGUCCUCAUACUCGUCGAAGGGCUCGAGUUCGCCCCGGAAGCCGCGCUGUCGAUUCGGCGCUGCCUUGCAGAGGUGGCCAAAGCUGAGGGCUCGCAACCAGUUGCAUGCGUGGCAACUGCCGGCUCCGACCCAAGACAGUUUCUUCGAGCGAUCGAGCUCGUUCCAUUUGGCUUCAUGGUGCAAGUUUCACCACCUAGCCAGGCAGAGCGCAAGCAGUUUCUCUUGAAGCUCUUCGCACAGGUCUCCAGAUCAGAUGCCCAGUGGGGAUCGGCAUUGCGAGAAGCUGCUGUCGACACGAUAGCAAAUCUUACCGCCAACUACACCUUUGCAGAGAUAGACUUCGUUGUCCGUCGAGCAUUCCUUCGAAGUACUCAAGAGGAGGGCUCACGAGAUCCUGUCGCACUACAUCACUUUGAAAAGAUCUUAGCAGAAACGCCAGCCCAGAGCUUCAGCGCCUUUGAGCAGGGCGCAUCCAGUCGCACGGCACCUAUGAGCAGUCCGGCGAUGGGUGCUAGUGCUGGUGAAGAGCCGCCCUCGAAGAAGGAUUCCGAUGGCAAGCGGAAGAAGAGGGAAGGUGGCAAGGAUCCCAUGGAGAGCAUCUUCGGCUGGUGCAAUUUCUGGUUGCCCGAAGCCUUUCAUCUGCCUCCCGUCGUGUGGGCAAUGGUGAUCUUUGGUAUCAUGGCCCACCUGAUGGCCAGAACCACGUACCAGCCGUACACCAACCGUCGGCGGCGCGGCGCUGAAAGGGGCGGUAUGGGUGGUCGCAGCUCCCUUUUCGGUGAUCUAAAGGGCAACCCGUACGGACCACUGGGCGAGGGUCUCGGAGAAUGGCCUCUCGGGGGAAUGGGAGGAAUGCCUGGCAUGGGCGGCAUGGGAGGUCUGGGAGGUUUGGGCGGCUUCCCUACACCACCUGGGUUCGGUCCAGACCUUGAGGGGAGCUGCCCUGUUGCGUUUGCUUGCCCUCGCGCCAGUCUGUGCUAUGGUCAACAUGAACUUCUGAAAACCGCGACCUUCGCAGCGCUUAGCUCAAGCGUCCUUUAG
Molecule: messenger RNA, 1440 nt
Organism: Symbiodinium sp. CCMP2592
Lineage: Eukaryota; Dinophyceae; Suessiales; Symbiodiniaceae
Source: the annotation of a GenBank genome assembly